Messenger RNA from Pseudozyma flocculosa PF-1, 5682 nucleotides. RefSeq lists its product as uncharacterized. Gene Ontology annotation, biological process: positive regulation of GTPase activity; Ras protein signal transduction. The transcript has 4 exons. Gene Ontology annotation, molecular function: guanyl-nucleotide exchange factor activity. The coding region runs from base 1 to 5682 and encodes 1893 amino acids. The record is from RefSeq and is a predicted model, not a curated record. NCBI's taxonomy places the organism in Eukaryota, Fungi, Basidiomycota, Ustilaginomycetes, Ustilaginales, Ustilaginaceae. Gene Ontology annotation, cellular component: plasma membrane.
AUGGAGGAGCCGCUUGAUCGAGGCGAGCGAAAGAGGCCGUCCCUGGCGGCGUUCUGGGAGCGGCCCGCAAAGGACGGUGCAGCCGCUGCUGCCUCAGAUACACAAUCGUCUCGCCCGUCCGCCGCCCCACCGCCAUUGCAGGCAGCUGCAGGCAGUGCAAAGACCCUACCUCGCUCGCAAGGGGCCGGCUCCUUUGUCGGCGUGCAGAGGCUCAUCCAGCAGUACUCGGCCUCGUCGGCGGGCGGCGCCGCCCCAGCUGGCCCCUCCGAGACGCCAAAGCCUUUGAGGCGAGUCCGCGUCUCUGCAGCCCACACGCCCGCCGCUGCCGAUCAGCCUGCCAAAGAGGCAGGCCCAGCCGCGGCUGCGGAAUUCGCCAGCCCGACCCGGUCACGUUCCUGGAGCAAAGGAGGAGCGGCCAACCCGCCAGAUGCCGCUCCGUCUGAGACCGCUGCAGCCACCGAACAGGGCCUGAACCGGUCCGAUGACGCAGCAACGCCGGCGCUACCAGCAGCGGCCGUGCCACCCGCAUUGAUCGUGCCCAUGGUCAUCGAGCCGUCCGAUACCGCUUCCGGACUGGCCCAAGAGGAUCCGGGGACCAAGAGCGGGCCACACUCUCCGAUCAUCGCCUCCGCCGAGGCCAUGGGAGGUGCGGAUGAGCCCAAGGCGACCGUCAGCAUCGACGCGGGCACAGCCUCGAGUGCUUCUGGCUCGGAUGCAGUGCAUCGGCUCCCGGGAAGCUCUGGGAUGGUUGCGAGCGCAUCGGCCGACAGCGCCGCCUCUUCGACCGGUCACGGUGGCGGGCGUGGCGGCGCUGGCUUCGAGCCCAUCAUUCCACGACGGUCGUUGUCCUACGACCUCGGUGCCGACUCGGACAAGACCUUCAGCACGAGGCCGCGCAGCGCGACGCGGUCCUACCUUGCCGCCGACGACGAGCCGCGCGAGGAGCGGCGGCAGCUGAGCCGCACCGAUUUCGGCGACGAGGCGGCCUACCUUGCCUACCGAGACGCGGAAAAGUCAAGGCGGAUGAAGAAGACGCUGCGCGAACAGCUCAAGCGGCGGAGCAAGCGGCGGUCCGGCAGCGUGCAGGCUGGCGAAGCCGCCGCAGGUGGCUAUAGCCACGGCGGCUCGCCGGUGACUUCGACGGCGGUGGCGGCCAUGCUGGGACGGGACGAGGCCUUCGGAGCCCAGGCUAAGCUGGCCCGCCCGCCGCGCUCCACCCACUCUGCCUCGAGCAGCGUCUCUUCGACGCAACAGCAGCAGCGGGUGCCGCAGCGGCAUGAGCGGCCUGGCCACGGCCGACAGAUCUGGAUCGACUCCGGGUCCUCCUCGAGCUCUCGCGACUUUGAUCAUGAGACCGAGCAUGACCAAGACCUCGCUCAAUCUGGCCUGAGCAGCCCUCGCAGUCUCGUCGACACCUUCUACGAUGCCGAGCUGUCCGGAUCCUCACCGACCAAGAUCCCUCCGGAAGCCUCCUUCCUGCCUCGUAGCUCGACCCACGGCAGCGGCGGCGGCGGCGGCGGGCACGGUGGGACCAGGUCGUCGAAGCGGGACAAGGAGCGCUCGCUCUCCCUCGCCGAGGAGUCUGAUCAGCUCGAUGCACCUUGGCUGAGCUUGGGAAGCCCGACGCUGCAUGAGCCGACAUCGACCAGCACGCUGCGGCAGGACGCGAUGCAGCAGCAGGAGCGCGCCAAGCCCUCCGCUGUCGAUCAGACGCCUUCGAGGGUGGACCUGACGGCGUCGAGCUCUAGGUCGAGCUCUUCGACGUCCGCCGACCUGGCAGCAUCGCACCAACGCUGGCUGGCCAUUUCGAGCGCCAGCGGGGCCUCGACCAGCUCGGCACCCAGCAGCUCGCCCGUCUCUCCGGCCAGCCAUUCGUUUGGACCGUCCGCCAUGAGCCCAACCACCUCGCAGUCGUUCCACGCUGUCGGCGGGCCCGUCGUCGCGACCCCAUUGCGGUCGCAUCGCACGGGCGCGGCCCUCCCUCCACCACGGCCGACGCCCAACUCGCCGCUGCCCCCGCCACCGCCUGGCGCGAAUCCGCCGGGACGCAGCAGCAGCCGCAUGCGCGGCUACACCGCGGCCGUACACCCCAGCGUCGGCGUACGCACUGGCCUCGAUGACGCCAACGGUCGGAAUCGCAGCUUCAGCCUUGGGCAGGGCGCGCUCGCGGGGGCAGAUGCCUCUGUUUCGAGAGAGCGGCCCGCACCGGCGACGGCUCCGUUGACGACCAUCGAUGGCGGUCUUGGCGUGGCAGGCGCCACCCCGGCAUCGAUUCCAGUCGGCCGGCCAUCUGGUCUGCCACCGACGUUGGCGCAGAUGGGCCGCUCGAUGUCAUCGAUGGCCGCACCCUCGGUGCCGAGCGACCCUGUGCCCACACCGCAGGCGUCGACGACGCUCGGUCCCAGCGGCACGAUCCGAGGCCGCCCGCGAGGCUUCACGGUGGGCGCGGUUCCAGCGAGCUCUGGCCACGGUACCUACAACGCGUCUGGCCGCAUGCUCGUAACGAGCAAGUCGAGACCGCGCUCGCUGCUCUGCAACGAGAUCGUGCCGGGUCUGGACCUGGCCGAGCGUCGCGCGCCGACGAUCAACUCACCCCUGGAGCGGCUCAACGUGCAGUUUGCGGCCUCCUCGAGCUCCCCUGCCAGCUUGGCGGCCGGUUCGGCAGCCGCGAGACGCCACGAAGCAGCCAACGCCUCGACUGCCCCGCUUGAUGACCGGCACGAUGCACCGUCUUCAUCUCAUCGCACCGCCUCCGAGCGCGGAGAGGCUGCCAAUGGUGGUGCCGACGAUGCUGCGAGCGACCGUCGGCCCAGUAUCGGUGGUCGCAGCCGGAGCGGUAGCAGCGCGAGCCUGCUUCAGCAAGUCAAGUCGCAACCCAAGUCGCACGCCAGCUUCGUUAUCGCCGUCGUCGGCCACAGCCAGGCGGGCAAAUCGACCGUCAUCAAGAAGGGGCUGAGGCAAUUUGGACUGUCCAAGCCGCACGUGCUGUCGGAAAAGGUCACAUCGCACUCGACGGCCUGCGUGGUCGACCAGGAGCAACGUACGAUCGAAGUGCUGGAGAUUGAUGCUUCGGUGCUCCUCAACGGACCGGGAAAACGCUUCGCAUGGCCCAAGUUCCUCCCGCACAUCGACGCCGUCAUCCUCUGCUACGAUGCAGCCCAGAUUUCCUCGUUCCGCGGCAUGUCCGAGCUGCUCGAAAAUUUUGCCCUGAGCAACCUCAGCACCGUUAUGCUGGCCUGCAAGUCCGAGGUGCACCCGAAGGCAGUGGACCCGUACUACGCCAGCGACAUGGCGAGCGUCUACAACGUGGGGCUGGCCGAAUGCACCGUCGAGAGCGAGGAGGGCAAGAAGCGGAUGCGGGACUGCUUCUCGUACCUGGUCAAGGAGGUGGCCAAGGCGAGGACGGGCAAGGGUAGGCGCCCGGUGGCUUCGACCGUGCCGCCGUCGCACGGCCAGGCGCGCCCGUCGCAGCAACAGGCGUCCCCAUCACGUGCCUCUUUGGACGGUCAGCCCAUGCCACUGGACCAGGAGGCGUUGCGCAAUCAGCCGGACGACUCGGGCGCUUCUCCCCAUCGCAGCUCCCUGACGCUGUCGUCGCGCGCUCGGGGCGAUAGUGCCGCCAGCGGUGCCAGCUCGUACCUCGACCCGUCCCCGAGCCGGCUCGGUUCGCUCGACGUCAGCAUGGAGCAGUCGUCGUUCGAGGGCUCCUCUUCGGCCUCGGGCCACAACGCUUCGUCGGUCAGCCUGGCCGAAUGGAGAAACACGCCGCGCAAGAUGAGCAACGCGACCGUGUCGUCGAACCUCUCGGACGCGCCCUCGUACACGGGGAGUCAGGAGGACGACCUGGCUCUGCAGGAGAGCCUGGCCAAGGCGAGGAUCGGCUUGCAGAACGCCAGGUCCGCCGGCGGCUACGUUACGAUCGAGGAACUGUGGGACAAGCUCUUCCACGCGGCCGUAUCUGGCAACGACGAGCGCUUCCGCGACAUGUUCAUGGUCUUCUACCGCGGCUUCGCGAGGCCCAUUGACCUGCUGCGGCAGAUGGAGGCGCGGUUCGAGGCGCUGGCGACGGGCGAGAGCAGCGAGCUGGUGAUGAACCGCUUCGCGCUGAUCCGGCUCACCAACAUGCUGGGCGAGUGGGUGCAGAGCUAUCCGGGCGACCUAUCGCACCCGGAGACGUAUGCGCUCCUCACUAGCUUCUACGCCCGCCUCCAGCAACACCCGUCAACGACCCACACCGCCAGCCUGAUUCGCUACGCGGUCGAGGCCGCCGCACAGGCUCCGGACAUCGACGCGGUAUGGAGCAAGGCGGUCGAGGGCGCUCCCACCGCGCCGGCCGUCUCCGAGGCGUCCGGAAACGGCGACGAUGCGGUGGCUGCUGUCUCUGCUGAUAGCAUUGCUGCUUCGGCAAGCGGCGGCGGCGGCGGCGGCGGCAGCGAGAGUGAUCUGCUCAAGCCGUCUACGCCAGCCUCUGGGGCGAGCGUCAGCUCCAGCAGUAUUCCCGCGACGACGGCGCAGGGACUGGCUCCCGGCGCGCACGACGACGCCAGCUCGCCCGUUCGCAGCCUUUCCGACGUCAACCUGGGCCGGGGUGGGUCAGAGACCAGCCUGCUGCCCACCCCCCUCGAUCCGUUCCUGGACGGCCGCAACCGGAGCGCGUCGGACGUGACGACAUCGUCCAAUGAAGGCGCGGCCGCCAAUCUGCGCGCAUUUUCGGCGGCGGCCAACGCCAACAGCAGCCUCAGCGCGAGCGGCAGCGGCGGCACGGUCAAUGCGCCGGGCAGCGGCCUCGCGUCGCCGGCUAGCCCGAGCGCGAGCUACCUGAGCGCCGAGGCGGCGCUGCGCCCGUUGGACCAGAAGGCGGCGCUGCGGGCCAUCUCCAACACGCUGAUGGAGGUCGACGACGAGGUGAUUGCGGCCGAGCUGACGCGGCUCGAGUGGCGGCUGUUUACGGCGAUCCGGCCGCGCGACCUGUUGCGCCACAUCCUGGUGCCCCGCGAGCUGCGCGACGGGCCCGUGGCGCGCUCGAUUGCGCACUUCAACUACAUCUCGGCGUGGGUCUGCUCGAUGAUCCUGGCGCAGGGCAAGGCCAAGCACCGGGCGCGGCUGCUGGAAAAGUUCUACAACAUUGCCUCGAUCCUGCGGCACGACAACAACUACGGCUCGCUCAACAGCGUGCUGGGCGGGCUGAGCAAGACGGCGGUGCACCGGCUCAAGCACACGCGCGAGCUGCUCAAGGGCAAGCCGGUCAACAAGGUGCACCAGAGCCUGGUGCGCCUCAUGUCGUCGGAGCGCUCCAACGCCGCCUACCGGCUGGCGCUCGACAACUCCGAGGGCGCCACGAUCCCGUACGUGGGCGUGCACCUGCAGGACAUCCUGUCGAUCUCAGACGGCAACCCGUCGAAGCGGAGCGACGGAUUGGUGCACUGGCGCAAGUUUAGCCUGAUGGACGAGGCCGUCAUGGCCAUUGUGCGCUGCCAGCAGUACGACCGCGUCAUCAAGCCCAACCCGGCCGUCGAGAAGCUCAUUGUCGACGUGCCCGUCAUGGACGACGAGGCGCUCUACGAGCGCAGCCUGGUCGUCGAGCCGCGCACCCAGCCCGGCCAGACGAUUGCCAGCAGCAAGAUCAAGGACCUGAAGAGCUUCCUCAGCAACGCGUCGUCCUCGGCCACUAACGCCGUCUGA